Molecule: messenger RNA, 889 nt
Organism: Puntigrus tetrazona (Sumatra barb)
Lineage: Eukaryota; Metazoa; Chordata; Actinopteri; Cypriniformes; Cyprinidae
Product: AN1-type zinc finger protein 6-like
Exons: 3
Coding region: 1-783 (260 amino acids)
Biological process (GO): protein targeting to peroxisome
Molecular function (GO): DNA binding; polyubiquitin modification-dependent protein binding; zinc ion binding
Source: RefSeq, a predicted model, not a curated record
AUGACGAAACACAGACAGUUAGUUGAUGCCAUUGAUGCCACAGUUGAUGAUGUGCUAAGCGCCUGUGUAAACAAGUACCCUGACGCUGCCAUCAUCGUGGCUGGAGACUUUAACAAGAAUAACCUCAGACAGGAAAUGCUCUGUUCCAAUGGUUGUGGGUUUUACGGCAAUCCGCGUAAUAACGGCAUGUGCUCGGUGUGCUACAAAGACUCCUUACAGCGACAGAACAAUAGCGGCAGGUCCAGCGAUCCAGUGUCUUCCAGCCUUAGCAGUAAAGGAGAAUCUGUGACCGUACAAUCGACGUCACAGCAUGAGCAGAACAGUCAGAGUUUUUCAACGCCAGCAGCAGCAGUAGUUACACAUAAAGAAGGUGCUUCAGCAGCUCAAUCAGGCCCGAAAACACCAGAAGAAGUGUCGUGCAGUAAAUUGAGGAGAAACAUCCAGGAGUCCAAGGCGGGUAGCUCAUCGCCGGAGGAUUGCAUAUCGAGAGGAAAGAGGAAGCUUGACGAAACUUGCCAGCCCAUAGAAAGAGUGUCUGCCUCAGAUGUCUCGGAGCAAACCUCAGAUGUACCAGAGCAAUCCAGACCCAAGAAAAACCGGUGCUUCUCUUGCCGCAAAAAAGUGGGGCUCACUGGCUUCGACUGCCGGUGCGGACACUUGUUUUGCAGCAUCCACCGAUACUCAGAUACUCACAGCUGUAGCUUCGAUUACAAGGCCGAUGCAGCUGAGAAGAUAAGGAAAGAAAACCCUCUUAUUGUUGGGGAGAAAAUCAAGAAAAUCUGAGUUAAGGAUUGCAAUUUUUUUUUUUUUUUUUUUUUUUUUUUUUUUUGUUACCCUCUUUACCUUAAAACCUUGAAUUGUGCAUGCUACAAUGAAACACAUACGCAAA